CGAGAUGUUUUUUCUACGACUACAAUCAACACAUUUCCACUCUAGCUGGGCACAGAACCAACCAACCCCAGCGUUUCUUAAAAUACAACCUAUACACAAAUAAACAUAUCUUUCUUAGUUACAAGGGGACAUCAUUCUAAAUUCCACACAGACAUGGCGGCAACAGUUGACUUCAGGACCCAUGUUGACCAGUCAUGCAGGUACUCAGAGGAAUUUGUCAACAUUUAUUAUGACUGCAUGGACAAGAAGAGGCGGAACCUGACUCGUCUGUAUCUUGACAAAGCAACUCUGGUGUGGAACGGAAACGCAGUGUCAGGCCACGAUGCUCUUGGAGAAUUCUUUGAGUCACUUCCAUCCAGCGAGUUCCAGGUCCACACACUGGACUGUCAGCCAGUACAUGAACAAGCAACCCAAGGGCAGACUACGCUGCUUGUGGUCACUGUGGGAAUGGUAAAGUUUGAUGGGAACAAGCAGAGAUACUUUAACCAGAACUUUCUCCUGACGGCACAAGCUUCACCCAACAGCGAUCAACCUGUUUGGAAGAUAGCAAGUGACUGCUUCCGUUUCCAAGACUGGAACAGCUGAAAUAACCUGUGGCCACUGUUUCUCAUUUCUCUCUUUUCUGUAUGUACCCAUAUCCCAUUUUUGUGAAAAGCUUCAAGUUGUAAUAUGUAAAGUAUACUGUGUGCCCAUUUUAUUUUGU
This is a messenger RNA of Osmerus eperlanus (European smelt), 703 nucleotides long. It is a transcript of the gene nxt2, whose product is annotated as nuclear transport factor 2-like export factor 2. The coding region runs from base 154 to 585 and encodes 143 amino acids. Gene Ontology annotation, biological process: poly(A)+ mRNA export from nucleus. Gene Ontology annotation, cellular component: nuclear pore central transport channel. Lineage: Eukaryota; Metazoa; Chordata; Actinopteri; Osmeriformes; Osmeridae. The transcript is spliced from 4 exons. The record is from RefSeq and is a predicted model, not a curated record.